UGUGUUGUGCGUGUGGAUUGCGAUAAGUUCUGCUCAAGUGCAAGUGAGCUCCGGCCGCGCCAAGCGUCAGUCCAAUAUAUAUUUCAGAGAGUCGUCAUCGCAGUCCGGAAUCAGGUUUCAGGAGCAGGAGGAACCGAGGUGGUCUUCACCCUCCGACCGUCUGCACAGUAGAUCCAGCGUGAUACACGACCCGGGACCUUCGUGGUCAUCCCCCGCACGACAGGCACGGCUCAGUGACGACCACUUCUGGGACUCCAGGGGGAGGUCAUCCCUCAGGUUCGACAGUGGGGACCAAAGAGACUAUCAAGGAAGUCCUUCUUUCCGAUUCGACAAUGAAGGCUCUUCUAGAAGUACGAUGUCACAGGACACAUCAAAAUCGACUUUCAGGUUUGAAAGUGAAGAUAUAAAACCGAACAGUUUCGAAGCGGAAGGUAGAUCAAAGUCAUCGUCGGAAGAUUUUCCGUUUGGGUUUCAGUCAACUGAGUCCAACGAAAAUCUCCAUAAGAAUUCAAACAGUGGUUCAAAUUAUUUCUUUGACAACGCUUCAUCCAAAAGAGAAUCGGAUGAUGAUUUUCCGUGGAAGUCGAAAGAGGAAUCUUCCGGUUUCUCUGACAGCUCUACAAAAACGAAGCAUUUCGGAAGGCAGUCGAAAGUAUCUCCUAUUUUCGAUCCAAGCUACCCGUCCAGUGACAGUUUCGAGUUCCCGAGUAUGGAGGAUUCGAUGGAGUCAGGGAGACACCUCUCGCGGGACACGAUCGCCACGAUCUCAGAGACACUGGGAGCCAUCAACACUGUGGGGCGUUACUUGGUGAACUACACACGAGGAGGACAGCCUAGACCUACGCCCGGGGACAGGCUAGACACACCGACUCGAUCUCAAGAAGACAUCCCAGGUGCAAUCCUGACCAUCAGCAAGAACGUGUUGGGACGGAAUGUGACCAAUAGCAUCGCACCUCUGGUCAGAGUGUUGCCGAUAGGCACGGAGAACGCGCCCUCAGGGGUGAGGACCUGCACGACCCCUGGCGGCCAGACCGGGCACUGCGAGGACCUCAGUAACUGUCCUCAGCUACUUCUGGACCUCGGUAACCUCCGGCAGUCCAUCUGCUUCAAAAGCCUCUUCGUACCAGGGGUCUGCUGCCCCAGGCGAGGAGAGGAUAGCACAUUCCUGCAGGAGAUAUCUACAACCACCCGAAGACCGGUGAUCCUAACCAGCAAGAUUCCCCUUCAAACCGCGCCUACCCAGGCGACGUACACGACUACCUCGACCACCCAGCGCCCUAACUCCAUAGACUAUGACUUCAAUUCGGGAGAGUGUGGCCAGCAGGAUGUUCCCAAGUUCCGCGUGGUUGGUGGAGAAGAAGCUUUGCCCGGUCGGUGGCCCUGGAUGGCAGCUAUCUUCCUGCACGGUCCCCGCCGUACAGAAUUCUGGUGCGGAGGCUCUCUGAUCGGCUCCAGGCACAUCCUUACGGCCGCCCACUGCACUAAAGACACGCGCCAGAGACCGUUUCAAGCCCGCCAGUUCACGGUGAGGCUCGGGGAUAUCGACCUCAGGCGGGAGGACGAGCCUUCCUCUCCCCAGACCUACAGAGUGGCCGAGGUGCGGGCUCACCCCCGCUUCAGCAGGGUCGGCUUCUACAAUGACAUCGCGGUGCUGGUGCUGGACCGCGCUGUCAGGAAGUCGCGGUACAUAAUCCCUGUCUGUCUGCCUGCGCCCUCCUACCGCUUCAACCGCUUCGUGGGUGAACAGCCAACUGUAGUCGGCUGGGGUACCACGUACUACGGUGGGAAGGAGAGUACCGUACAGAGACAGGUUGCUCUGCCAGUGUGGAAGAACGAGGACUGCGACAAGACCUACUUCCAACCGAUCAACGAGAACUUCAUCUGUGCCGGUCUCAAGGAGGGUGGCAAAGACGCCUGCCAGGGUGACUCCGGAGGCCCUCUCGUCCUGAAGAAGAACGGUCGGUGGAUGCAGAUCGGUAUCGUAUCCUUCGGUAACAAAUGCGGGGAGCCAGGAUAUCCUGGAGUGUACACUCGCGUCACCCAGUAUUUGGACUGGAUCAACAGUAACACGUGACCAUCCUGCUGCACCAAACUGUACCUCACAGAGUAACCAGGCUGUGAAGAGGUCGAAUGGAGAAUAAAUAUGAAGGGAAUUGUUAAGAAUCAAUUUUCUCCUAGUUAUCACAGCUGGUGAAGUAAAGAUAUAGGUCGAUAGCUAGGUAAAUCUUGAUUAAAACAUGUUUAGAUUUAAAUUCGUGAACCAAAUCAUUACAAAUAGAUGUAUUAUAAUAUAUGUCAUAAAUAGCUGAAAAGGAAAUGUUUUAAGUUUAAAUUAUGCAAUCAAACAAACGAACAACAAGAAUUUUUCAAAGUCCUUUUGUUUGAUUUGCAUGUAAGUUCUUCUUCUGGAAGACAUUCACCGACCUGUUUCCAUCAUAAGCUCAGUUACUCAAUUAGCUUUAUACUAACUAUUUAUACAUUUAAAAACAAGAUUAAUAAUUCUGUGAAAUUAUUAAAGUACUGUGAUAAUAUACUAAUAUCAAUCGUAAAAAGAUAGGUUUUGCAUUUUGUAAACACACAUUCAUACGUUUAUUUUUAACGAUGUGAAUGCAGAAUCAGUAAAACGAAAUAAUAGUUUAUUGACAAACACAUGAACUCAUUCAUAAAUAGUAUUUUAAGUAAAAACAAGAGAUUCCCUGUUCAAUAAUAAACUUGAUGUGAACAUGAACCUCAAGAUACCUUUGAAAUGUGUUUAUACAUUUAUUUAUUUACAUUUAGUAUUACUUCAUUUAAACUAUAAUAAUUUAGUAAGUUAUUUUAUGCUAAGUAUUAUUUAUGUAAUUUCAUAGUAAGUUUUGGUUGCAUAAAACAAAUGUGUUCUAUAAAAAUGAAAUAAUUAUGUAGCCUACUAAAAAUAUACAUUGAGGACGUACUUAUUUUGUUGACACAGCAAAUAAAGUCGUAACUUUUAUAAGAGGUUAUUUCAUUGUUGAUACGUUGUUCUAUAGAUCUUAAUUUAAAAUAGUUAAACUUUUUACGUAUACUGUUAUCGUUGUCAGUUAUCAUUUUGUUACCUAAUUUCAUUUAUACUUGUUAGU
Homalodisca vitripennis (glassy-winged sharpshooter) is the source of this 3098-nucleotide messenger RNA. Its product is annotated as proclotting enzyme. The transcript has 8 exons. NCBI's taxonomy places the organism in Eukaryota, Metazoa, Arthropoda, Insecta, Hemiptera, Cicadellidae. Gene Ontology annotation, biological process: proteolysis. Gene Ontology annotation, molecular function: serine-type endopeptidase activity. Bases 356 to 2074 code for a protein of 572 amino acids. The record is from RefSeq and is a predicted model, not a curated record.